AUGGUGAAGGUUUUGGGGAUUGUGUUGACCGGAAUCCGUUGCGCCUCCGUUUUGGGGAUGGGGCUGGUCCAAUCAAUGGAGGAGGAAAUCUUGGAAGAUGACUCUACCAUGGUCUGUUGCAGGGAUGAGGAUGGUCUGCUUCAAUCUGGUGGUCACCGUGUGGAAGGGAUUGAAGGUGCGCGAAAGCCCGCCUUUAAAAAUCAUGUUAGAGAGUUGGUCCACAUUCAUGACCCAGCUAUUUUAAUAGUGAUGGAGACUCGGGUUGGUGGAGUCAGGGCGAAGGAGAUUACGGAUGAGCUGCCGUUUGAUAGAGUCAUUCACACCGACAUAAUUGGUUUCGCGGGUGGGUUAUGGCUGCUGUGGAAUGAAGAUAGAGUGGAUAUAUCCCAGUUAGCAAAUACGGAACAAGAAAUCCAUGUGAUUGUCAAGGUACGAUCCUCAAACCUUAACUGGUUGUUAUCUGCGAUUUAUGCUAGCCCCAGGUGUGCUGAAAGACAGGUAUUAUGGAGUAAUCUUAAGAUGAUGGCUGAAUUUCAUGAGAUGCCAUGGGUAAGGACAGGAGAUUUUAAUGAGCCAUUAAUGAAGGGUGAUAAAUUUGGUGGAAGGGGGUUGAGUGUUAGUAGAGCUCUUCAGUUUAAGGAGUGUUUGGAUGCUUGUAGUAUGAUUGACAUAGGUUUUUCGGGUCCGCGUUUUACUUGGACGAAUAGAUGGGAGGUGCAGGCUCUUAUUAAGGAGAGAAUUGAUAGAUUUUUUGUGAAUUCUCAAUGGUGUUUGAUGUACCCUAAGGCUCGAGUGGUCCACCUCACAAGGUGCCACUCUGAUCACGCUCCUAUUCUUAUGGAAUUGUAG
Molecule: messenger RNA, 849 nt
Organism: Quercus lobata
Lineage: Eukaryota; Viridiplantae; Streptophyta; Magnoliopsida; Fagales; Fagaceae
Exons: 2
Coding region: 1-849 (282 amino acids)
Molecular function (GO): catalytic activity
Source: RefSeq, a predicted model, not a curated record